Molecule: messenger RNA, 2476 nt
Organism: Carassius carassius (crucian carp)
Lineage: Eukaryota; Metazoa; Chordata; Actinopteri; Cypriniformes; Cyprinidae
Product: coatomer subunit delta
Exons: 10
Coding region: 168-1697 (509 amino acids)
Biological process (GO): Golgi localization; retrograde vesicle-mediated transport, Golgi to endoplasmic reticulum; endoplasmic reticulum to Golgi vesicle-mediated transport
Cellular component (GO): cytosol; COPI vesicle coat
Source: RefSeq, a predicted model, not a curated record
GACGAGCCGCUUCCGGUUGGAGACGUGGCUUAUACUUCUGCCAUAUUGAGCCGCGGAGCAGUGCACUGCACACAAAUUACAGUUUUAUUUACCUCCCCACAGCAUUUAUACAACCACACAAACGGCGUUUAGAAGAUUAAACGCAGAAAACACAUCAAACCCUGAAAAUGGUGCUGUUGGCAGCAGCAGUCUGCACCAAGGCAGGUAAAGCCCUGGUGUCACGGCAGUUUGUGGAGAUGACACGGACGAGAGUGGAGGGUCUGCUGGCUGCUUUCCCCAAACUGAUGAACACCGGCAAACAGCACACGUUUGUGGAGACUGAGAGUGUGCGCUAUGUCUACCAGCCUCUGGAGAAGCUCUACAUGGUGCUGGUCACCACCAAGAACAGUAAUAUACUGGAGGACCUGGAGACACUGCGUCUCUUCUCACGCGUGAUUCCCGAAUAUUGUCGUGUCCUGGAGGAGAGUGAGAUUUCUGAGCACUGCUUUGACCUCAUCUUCGCCUUUGAUGAGAUUGUUGCCCUCGGUUAUAGAGAAAAUGUUAACUUGGCCCAGAUCCGGACAUUUACAGAAAUGGACUCCCAUGAGGAAAAGGUGUUCCGCGCUGUCAGAGAGACUCAAGAGCGUGAGGCUAAGGCAGAGAUGAGACGGAAGGCUAAAGAGCUUCAGCAGAUACGGCGUGAUGGCGAGCGUGGAAAGAAGGGACCAGGCUUUGGUGGUUUUGGCAACUCGGGCAUGAGCAGCAGCAGCACAGCCAUCAUCACAGACACACUAAUCGAGGCAGAGAAACCCAAACCCACCCCUGCACCUGUCAGGUCCAGUGGUCCAAGUAAAGCACUUAAACUGCUUGGCAAAGGUAAGGAGGUGGAUGACUUUGUGGACAAACUAAAAUCAGAGGGAGAAAAUAUCAUCUUGCCCAGCACAGGCAAAAGACCAUCAGAGGCAUCUAAAUCUCUGCCGCCUCCAACCCACACAGAGAGUGUGCAUAUGAGAGUUGAGGAAAAAAUCACUCUCACAUGUGGCCGUGACGGUGGCCUUCAGAACAUGGAAGUGCUUGGUAUGAUUACCCUCAGAGUGUCUGAUGAAAAGAAUGGGCGAAUUAGGCUGAAAGUCAGCAAUAAUGACAAGAGAGGCGUGCAGUUGCAGACCCAUCCAAAUGUGGACAAAAAACUUUUCACAGCAGAGUCUGUGAUUGGCCUGAAAAACCCAGACAAAUCCUUCCCCCUGAAAAGUGACGUGGGUGUGCUGAAGUGGAGGCUACAGACGACAGAUGAAUCUUUCAUUCCACUAACAAUAAACUGUUGGCCCUCUGAGAGUGGUGCUGGCUGUGAUGUAAACAUUGAGUACGAGCUACAGGAUGAAUGUCUGGAACUCAAUGAUGUAGUCAUCUCUAUCCCUGUACCGUCGGGGGUGGGAGCUCCUGUGAUUGGUGAUCUAGACGGAGAAUAUCGCCAUGACAGCAGACGGAAUAUCCUGGAGUGGUGUCUGCCUGUGAUUGAUGUGAAAAAUAAGACUGGUAGUCUGGAAUUCAGCAUACCUGGCCAGCCCAAUGACUUUUUCCCUGUCAAUGUCUCCUUCGUCUCCAAGGGAAGCUACUGUGACAUUCAGGUCACUAAGGUGUCUCAGGUGGAUGGGGAAAGCCCAGUUCGGUUCUCCACAGAAACCUCAUUUGUGGUCGACAAGUACGAAAUACUUUAAAAGGAAACAUCCCUAACAAAAUUCCACCCCACCUGUCAGAGGAGCAGAUAAAUGGACUGAAAACAUUCAUAUAAAUAAAAGAAGGGAGAGUCAAAAAAAUGAAGGGGACGAUGCAAUCUUUAUCAUCUUCAGCAGUACUUUUAACAGAGCAAUAUUGGCUCUACUUGUACCCAAUAUGGUUCACAAAGCAGCCAGUCAGCAAGGUUUGGGGCUAAAAUGGAGACUGCAUUGAAAAGAGGGAGUGGACUGCUGGAAAUGUAUUCAUUUGAAGCCAUCAUGGCAGUAUAUGUUUGAAUUGAUGAUUCAUACCUCCACUGUAAGGGUCAAGUCAUGUUGCUUGUCUUUCCUCUCAGUUUGUGGUUUUCUAAAGAUUUAUUUUCAAUGUGCUGCAAACUGAAUUUUUUUUUUUUUUAACACUAGAAGGUUGUUGUUCCUUGCUUGUAAUCGCCCUUUCGUCCAUUUCAUAGUAAUUGUUUUGUCUCUUGUGUUUGUCAUUCAGACUCUGUUUUGUCUAAAAUAUAUAUUUUAUCUCCCGUUUCUGUCUGUUGUAAAACAUCUGACAUGUUUAAGACGUCUGUGCUUGGAUCUUUGUCUAACUCUUGUCUGGCUCUCUGUUCUCCUGUUUUACAUUGUUUUGGUGUAGUAUUGCCAACCUUUAAGGAAACUGAGCCUGUAGGACAUUUUCUGAAAUUUGUUUUGGUGUAUCAUGGACAUUUGAAUGGAAAAUAUUUAAAGCCAUUAACUUGUAUUAAAAUAAUUGAUUUCUUUCAAGAUGACAA